UCAUCGGCGACUCCGGCGUCGGCAAGUCCAACCUGCUCUCGCGCUUCACCAAGAACGAGUUCUGCCUCGAAUCCAAGUCCACCAUCGGGGUCGAGUUCGCCACCCGCAGCCUCCAGGUCGACGGCAAGGUCGUCAAGGCCCAGAUUUGGGACACCGCCGGCCAGGAGAGAUACCGUGCUAUCACAAGUGCCUAUUAUAGAGGAGCAGUAGGCGCGUUGCUUGUGUAUGAUGUCACUCGCCGUGCUACAUUCGACAAUGUGGCACGCUGGCUAAAAGAGCUGAGAGAUCACACUGAUGCUAGCAUUGUUGUCAUGUUAGUUGGCAACAAAUCUGAUCUUCGUCACCUUGUGGCUGUUUCAACUGAAGAUGGGCAGGAAUAUGCUGAGGCGGAGUCACUGUACUUCAUGGAAACAUCUGCAUUAGACGCGACAAAUGUAGACAACGCUUUCUCAGAAGUUUUGACUCAGAUAUACCGAAUUGCGAGCAGGAAGACGGUUGAUGCAGGAGACGACGGCUCGUCUGCCCCAAGCAAAGGGGAGAAUAUAAAUGUGAAAGACGACGUGUCUUCGCUGAAGAGAGCCGGCUGCUGCUCGAGUUAGGGUAUAGAUGCAUUAUUAUUUGUUGCGUUUUCUACUGGUUGGUGUAUCUUGUAUUGCAACGAAACAGAUUUGUUGAUUCUCUCAUUUUGCUGCAGUUCUGGUGAUGGUUAGGCUGGUUCAGCUUUCACCUGAAAACUGUUUAUCUCAGAUUGACAAUGAGCUUUCACCUGAAAACUGUUUAUGUCAGAUUGAUAAUGAUAUUCUGCGAGUACUUUGUUUACA
This is a messenger RNA of Triticum aestivum (bread wheat), 821 nucleotides long. RefSeq names its product ras-related protein RIC2. NCBI's taxonomy places the organism in Eukaryota, Viridiplantae, Streptophyta, Magnoliopsida, Poales, Poaceae. The record is from RefSeq and is a predicted model, not a curated record. Gene Ontology annotation, molecular function: GTPase activity; GTP binding.